GACAAAAGGCAUCUUAAAAAGUGUGCCGAAGCUUAAUUUUUCUAUCCUAUCACAAUUCUUUCGAUUAGCAUAUAUAAAAAGAACUAUACGAAAACAAGAUGGAGAUUGCGGUGUUGUCGAAAUUCAUGUUCGAUGAACCAUCGGUUUGGGUGACAGUUGCGACGGUGAUGACAUUGUUAUCUACGGUUUACUUGGGGUUUGCGGAGAUUAUAGGGAGUCAUCUUCAGUAUUCCAAAUUUACAAACUCUUCAGCUAAACAAGCUGUUGCUGCUGGUACAAAGGUUUCGAGCCGAACGGGUAUGCUGAUGCUUUAUACGCCUGCGUUUGUUGCCGGAGUUGUUUCAUUCUUUGUCUUCCCGGGUGGUGGUGUUAGAUUCUUCUUGCUCAAAGUUGUUGUCACCUUUCAUUUCUUCAAGAGAGAUUUUGAGGUUUUGUUUGUUCACAAGUAUAGUGGAAACAUGGGUUUAGGUUCAACUAUCCUCAUCUCUAUAUUCUAUUUCUACGUUGCUACAAGCUUGAUAGUCGUCCACUAUAUGAGCCUAGGGCUCCCUGAGCCACCCAUCGAUCUAAAAUACGUCGGCGUGAUCAUGUUUACCGUGGGAAUCAUCGGAAACUUUUAUCACCACAAUCUCCUCGCGAAACUAAGAACAGACAAGGAAAAGGAGUACAAGAUUCCUCGUGGAGGGCUGUUUAAUCUCGUUAUUUGCCCUCAUUAUUCGUUUGAAAUAUUGAUCUUCUACGGGUUUGCCUUUAUUAGUCAGACGCCAUUGGCGUUUGCGUGUGCUCUUGGUGAUUCUUGUUACUUGAUUGCAAGGAGUUACCAGACCAGAAACUGGUAUGUAAACAAGUUUGAAGAUUUUCCUGCAAGCAUCAAGCGUCUCAUCCCAUAUGUUUUUUGAAUAGGUUCAUAGUUGGGAUAGUUUAAAUUCUUGAAUUAAUGUAUGUUGUAUUUGGAAAUUCGGUCGAUUGUAAUUUCAUUUUAUACACAUUAGUUUGAAUUUCGUUUUAUUUUGUAUA
Messenger RNA from Helianthus annuus (common sunflower), 1017 nucleotides. Its product is annotated as steroid 5-alpha-reductase DET2. NCBI's taxonomy places the organism in Eukaryota, Viridiplantae, Streptophyta, Magnoliopsida, Asterales, Asteraceae. The record is from RefSeq and is a predicted model, not a curated record. The transcript is spliced from 3 exons. Bases 99 to 899 code for a protein of 266 amino acids. Gene Ontology annotation, biological process: lipid metabolic process. Gene Ontology annotation, molecular function: oxidoreductase activity, acting on the CH-CH group of donors.